UGUCCUCCGCGUCGACGAUGGCGGCAGACGCGACGGCAUCGACUUCGACAUCGGCAAAGUCGAACAAGACGCCUGGAACGGUCAGAGUGACAUCUUCUGGAAAAAUCCGAUAUUAUGUCGCGUACGCGCUUGAACGACUGCAGGACGCGCCCUCUGAACCGCUCAUACUACGCGUCGACUCGACUGUCGCGAUGUCUCGCCUUAUCUCUGUCGCCGAGAUCGUCAAGCGGGAGUAUCUCACCGAGCUAGACAAGAAGAAGAGCACAAGACUGAGCGGCUUGCAUCAAUACAACUUCAUCGGCUACACCGACGGCGCGCAGUUAUCGGACAAGGGCAAAGGCAAGGAGAAGGAAGUCAGCCGCCCUGAGGCUAUCCUUGACGCUUUAAGCGGAUCGAAGCACAUCGUGCAACGCCAGCUCCCUUGGAUGUCGAUCACUCUCAGCAUUGAGCCUUUGACCGGCCAAGCUGGCAGCUACCAACAGCCCCUCCCUCGAAACCUUACAAAGUCUGCCAAAACGCGCGCAAAGAAGCGAGCGCGGGCGGAAGCAAGGCAGGCCAAAGAAGUCGACAUGUCCAUGGGAGCCGACGAUGCCAUGGACGCAGAAGGCGCCCCAGGCGCAGACGAAACUAUGGACGGCGACGAUACCACGAGUGCGGACAAGACUAUCGGUGCGGACGAGACCAUGGCCGAUGAUGGAGGUGGAGGGUGCGCAGAGGACGCGAUGGAUACCGCUGCCGAUGGCGCGACAGCUUCGUCCAGCUCGACACAGCGAGUAGUCAAGCCGCUCCCGGGGAAGAAGGCGUCGAAGGAACCGGGGACGAAAGCUUCAACCAGUGACGGAAAGAAGUCUUCGACUAGCGCUGGAGGGAAGACCACGACAAGCGUCGGGAAGCGCGCGUCCACGUCGAGCAAGACGCAGCCCUCCGCGAGCACCCCGCGUACCUCGUCGUCGAAGAGUGCCACCCGAACGCAGCCUGCAACCUCGGCCUCGACUAGAUUGUCUGGCACGUCCGCGCAGUCCCAACCGCCACCGAAGAAGAAGAAGACUUAGACGAUGCCCUCGUUGGAAUCAGCGUCUUAGAAGAUGCGCACGUCGUCCAUACUAAUGCAGCAAGCCUCUAUCCUAACGCAGCGCGUCACCCUGCUGCAGCGGCCCACGCGCGCUGGAGAUUAGACCCUAUGGUUCACGAAGUCCUGCAUAUAGGCGGUGACCGCAUAUACCACACAGGGCUCCUUGCCGGCGGCUGAGCUCUCGUCCUGCGUUUCCGCGCGCCACGGGUCCCUCAGCGGAAGAUGUUCUCCGACGAGCGAUGCUGUCGUAUCCAUGUCGCUUUUGUGAGGAACGGCAUGUAGGAAGUGUCGUUGUAUGUCGCUGUUACGUCUAGGAUUGCUGUACUUAAUCGGACCGUGGGGCAACUUGGAGCUCAUUACAAUCUCGACGAUAAACAAUUGCAAGAAGUCAGGAUAUAGAUGUCGCCUAUGAGUGCUUUGCGCU
Molecule: messenger RNA, 1496 nt
Organism: Schizophyllum commune H4-8
Lineage: Eukaryota; Fungi; Basidiomycota; Agaricomycetes; Agaricales; Schizophyllaceae
Exons: 3
Coding region: 18-1052 (344 amino acids)
Molecular function (GO): nucleic acid binding
Source: RefSeq, a predicted model, not a curated record